ACUCGUGUCCAGUGCCGUCUAUGUUCAAGGGAUGUAACUGGUGCAGUACUUUCCUGUUUCUUUCGGUGUUGAAUCAACAACACAAAUUUCCCUUUGUUCCUGGUUAACUGUCGUCAUUCUUGCACAUAAACAGUAUAUGAGCACUGGUUGAGGUAAAAUCAUGGUGCAAUGAAAGACUCUUAUAAAUUGUAAACCCUGACGAGUGAAGGUGGACUUGCCAGGGGAAAACUUGCACAUAGAGAGUUUGGUGAAUUUAGGGAUUAGUGAUUGUGCUGCAACAUGAGUCGAAACCAGAAUCCUCAUGGACUAAAGCAGAUUGAACUUGAUCAGAUAUGGGAUGACCUCAAAUCUGGAAUCCGUAGUGUUUAUCGACGUCAGAGCAUGACAAGGCAACGCUACAUGGAAUUAUAUACCCAUGUGUACAAUUACUGCACCAGUGUACACGGUGGGCAAGGUCAGGGGGCUGGUGCUUCUGGCCAGACCUUUCCUAGAGGCAGUAACACACGCAACAGAGCACGACAAGCCACAGGUGGAGCACAGUUUGUGGGACAUGAACUGUACAAACGCAUCAAGGAGUUUCUAAAGCAGUAUCUUACAAACCUCCUGAAGGAUGGGCAGGACCUAUUAGACGAACAAGUGUUGCAGUUUUAUACAAGGCAAUGGGAAGAUUACCAGUUUUCUUCCAAAGUUUUAGAUGGUAUUUGUGCUUACCUUAAUCGUCAUUGGGUUCGUCGAGAGUGUGAUGAGGGAACCAAGGGCAUUUACUAUAUCUACUCUCUGGCCCUCAUCACAUGGAGGGAUUGCUUGUUUAAACCUCUCAACAAGCAAGUCACCAAUGCAGUUCUGAAACUUAUUGAAAAAGAGCGCAAUGGUGAAACAAUCAACACUCGCCUUGUUAGUGGUGUUAUUAACUGCUAUGUUGAGCUGGGCCUGAAUGAGGAUGACCCUAGUGCCAAAGGCCCCACACUGGGUGUGUACAAAGAUCAUUUUGAGAAUCCUUUCUUGGAAGACACAGAGCGCUUUUACACACGGGAGAGCAUGGAGUUUUUGAGGCAAAAUCCAGUCACCGAAUAUAUGAAGAAGGCUGAAAUGAGGCUGAAAGAAGAGCAAAAGCGAGUGCAGACUUACCUUCAUGAGAGCACACACGAUGUGCUGGCAAAGGUUUGCGAACGAGUCUUGAUAGAAAAGCACUUGGAAAUCUUUCACUUUGAGUUCAAGAACCUCCUGGACACAGACAAAGAUGAUGACCUUGGCCGUAUGUACAUGUUGGUCUCACGUAUCGUGGAUGGACUAGGAGAGCUAAAAACACUUUUAGAGGCACACAUAUAUACACAGGGCCAGACAGCUAUAGAACGAUGUGGCGAGGCAGCCCUCAAUGAUCCCAAAGUAUAUGUACAGACAAUUCUGGAUGUGCACAAGAAGUACAAUGCCUUAGUCAUCACUGCCUUUACCAAUGAUGCAGGGUUUGUGGCUGCUCUUGACAAGGCAUGUGGACGGUUUAUUAAUAACAAUUCUGUAACAAAGAUGGUCGGCAACACCAGCAAAUCACCAGAACUUCUUGCUCGGUACUGUGAUCUCCUUCUCAAAAAAAGCUCAAAGAAUCCUGAAGAAGCAGAAUUGGAGGAUACCUUGAACCAAGUGAUGAUUGUAUUUAAGUAUAUUGAGGACAAGGAUGUAUUUCAAAAGUUCUACAGUAAAAUGCUAGCCAAGCGCCUGGUUCAGCAUAUGUCUGCUAGUGAUGAUGCAGAAGCAAGCAUGAUAUCUAAGCUGAAGCAAGCCUGUGGUUUUGAGUACACAUCAAAAUUACAGCGAAUGUUCCAGGACAUUGGUGUCAGCAAAGAUCUCAAUGAACAGUUCAAGAAACACUUGCAUGAGUCUGCACAAGAGCCUCUUGACAUUGACUUCAGUAUUCAGGUUCUUAGUUCAGGGUCAUGGCCGUUCCAGCAGUCUUGCUCAUUCACGCUUCCGAUGGAGCUUGAGCGGAGUUUUCAACGUUUUACCACAUUCUACAGUGGACGACAUAGCGGACGGAAACUUAAUUGGUUGUAUCACAUGUCCAAAGGCGAGAUAGUCACCAAUUGCUUCAAAAACAGAUAUACAUUACAGGCUUCAACGUUCCAGAUGGCUGUGCUUCUGCUGUAUAACGCUCAAGAUUCUUUCACUGUUCAGCAGUUGGCUGAUAGUACACAGAUAAAACUGGACAUGCUUGUGCAAGUUCUUCAAAUCCUUCUGAAAUCCAAGCUAUUGGUUGGACCAGAGGAAGAGAGUGACUUGCAGCCAAAAACUCAUCUAGCACUUUUCUUUGGAUACAAAAACAAGAAACUGAGGGUGAACAUUAAUGUGCCAAUGAAGACAGAGGUGAAACAAGAGCAAGAAACCACCCAUAAGCAUAUAGAGGAAGACCGAAAACUUCUCAUACAGGCGGCUAUUGUGCGUAUUAUGAAGAUGCGCAAAACUUUGAAGCAUCAGCAACUGUUAGGAGAAGUGCUGAAUCAACUAUCUUCUCGAUUCAAACCACGCGUACCUGUCAUCAAGAAAUGUAUAGACAUCCUGAUAGAAAAAGAAUACUUAGAGCGAGUGGAUGGACAGAAGGACACAUACAGUUACCUUGCCUGAGAUGUCCGACCUGUCAUCAUCAGUGUACACCAUACAUAUCCCAUCUGUCACCAUUAUUCUUCUCUUCUUUGCUCCCUCUCUCUCUAUUUCUCAGUUUCUCUCUCUCCAUAUUCAUUUACUACAUUUAGUUCCUCCUCUAUCACUGCUAGCUUGACAGACAUCAUUCCCACAUGAGCAUUACUACUGAGCAGUUGAUCUGACGUGUGAUAAAAUGGUCAACCUCUGCUGACAACCACAUUUUCUCCAUCAUUUUCUGUUCACAUUGCCUCAACAAGAGUUGUCUGAUUGAGCUAUGAAGUGCCAAGGACUGCUUUGAAAUGAUGAGAUAAAUUGUGCUUACCUCUAACAGUUGAUAGCAACUUUGAAGGGCAGAAGUAAUAGCAAAGUUUAUAGAAAUAAAUAUGUACAUUUUUUGGUUUGUUUACAAAUAUAUUUAUGCUAUGCUUAGUGGCUAUUGAGAAGGAAAUGUGCUUAUCAGAAUUAUCUGUUAUACUGGAAAUAAACAGGUAACUGGUUGUAAUGAAGUAUGAUUUUGUUCCAGAAGUUUACAGAUUUCUAACAAGUUUGUUUUUAAUAUGUUAUUACAUUUUUUUUACAUAUAGUGUUACUUUACAGCAAAAUUUCAGCAUACAUUUUAAAGGCUCUCUUGUAAUUAUUGUGAGAAAAAGUCCUAAUUGGAAAGCAUAGGUAAUUGUCAAGUGCAUGAAUGCAGAAAUAGAAAGUUAGAUGGAAAAGCAUCAGAUGAAUUCUGUUACAAUCAUAUGAUAAUUAGCAUUAUUAGGUUUUACUUUUUGUGAAGCUUGUUUUCUGAUAAAGUAACAAAUCUCUUAUUUUAUAUCCAUAGUUUCAUAUUACAAUCCAGCAGCUUCAAAAAAUAGAACUAAUGGGAAAGAACUUGCUGUUUGUCCACAUUAACUCUGCAAUUUCAAGUUUCUCACUUACCACAGGGUAGACGUGAUUUUUCAACUAUAUGCUUAAGAGUUUAUUUAGCACAAAUCAGCCAUCGAACCUAGCUGUUGAAAACAAGCAGCUGAAACUUGCAUCUGCAUCUUAACCCUAUGUAUAAAUUUGUAUCUCGUGUAAAAUGGUGCAGGAAACUACAGUGGUUUGGGACUGAAAAAAUAAUUUCAUGCUUUUGAACAUAUACUUGGUUGCUUAUUCACUAUCUUAAAUGGAAUUGAUAGCAGAUCAUGAGAAUCCAAUCUAGUCUCUUCAAAUACUUUGCAUGUUCUUGUGCAUUAAUCCCAUCAAGCCAAAACUUCAAAGUGACAUUGACAAGUUUAGCAGUAAGGUUUUUGUUGUUGUUUUUUUUUUUUCUUCUUUUGUCUUCUCUACCGCUUAGUUACACAGUCUUUACCUCCAGCCAAAGACUCACAUUUUAGCCGCUUUUUUUAAAUUCUGGAUUUAAUGCAAGAAGACAUUGUUUAGAGAGAAAUCACUGAUCAAGUCUCGGUUUUUUGGGGUUUUUUUUUUUUUAAUGAAAACUCAAGUUUUCUUCCACCCAGCUAAUAGAUUCUCCUUUCUAAUAAAUGAAACAGUUAAACACAAGAUAUGAAUUACUAGUUUUCAAAACAAAGAUGUUAUCAAAAACAGGCAGGAAAAGGGAAGCAGAACAACAAAAGGCAGUUUUUGUAGAAAAUUUAAAAUCGAAAAGUUCAAUUUCUUUUUUUUUUUUUUAACCUUUUGGAAAAGUUUGUUCACUUGAGCUACAGCUGUGGCAUGAACUAAACUUUAACAUCAGAUAUCUUUAUUGUUUUAUAAGGUUGUGCAGAUGUGUACUAUAGGCAUGGGUGGUUUUUCCAUAAAGCUGUCAUUAAGAUCAGACUGCAAAGGUGAACAUACUCUGUAAACUUACCAGGCAUCCUGUACUUAGGUGAUUGCGAACCUUAUUCCCCAUGUACAUUUGAAACAAGUGGAUCAAAAGGCAAAAUUUGUACACUGAAAGCUGGACGCUAAACUUAAUAUAUUUUAUUUUAAUCUUGAAAAGAAAUUAUAAUUCAUUUAUGCUGUGACUAUUAUUUUGCCAAACACAACACUCCAACUUCUGACGGGUGCAUACCAUCUGUGAAUGUGCACACUCAUAUUUUCUCAGUUCCCUGCCAUUAGUGCCUGAAUUUUGCCUGAUGUUUUUGUGAUAAUGUUUUAUGAGUUCUUCCCAGACUGGAAAAGGUGCCCUGGAGAAGUUUUAAAUCACCAACAUUACCUCUUGUGCAGUAGUAAACUGUCUGCAUUGAUCACUUCAUUUGAUUCACUACUUUGCUAGAUAAUAAAUUAUCUCAGUGACCACUAAUUAUUUAUGUAUGUAACCACCAUUUUAUUUGUAACAUAUUAAAACUUUACCAGUUGUAGGAUUAUUAAGUCAUUUUGACAGUGGUAGACUAUGUCCAGUGCAAAUGGCACAAAAAAGCACAGAAGUGUGAACUUUAGAAUCAUUCAUGUUGGUUUAUGGAGAGAACAAAUGCAGAGGAGGCUGAAGAAAUGCAGACAAUUGCUGCUGAUCAUAAGAGGUUCUGUAAAUGAGAUAUUAAAGGCCAUGAGGUUUUCUGCAACCAGUGGUGUAUCUUUUUAUUUAAUUUUAUUUUCUUUCUCAUGCUCGUAGAUAUAAUUAUAUAAUCUAUAGUCAAACCCAGUAAUGCUGACUGCUAAACCAGCAAGUUUGCAGCUUGGGUAAACAUCAGCCAUCCUACUUUAAAAUAAUAGUGGGAUGGUAUAACUAACAACUUUUAACUUAAUUAAAAACCUAAAUUUUAUAAAAUGCCCAACUCUAAGGAGUGAUAAAAUAAAAGUUUGGGGGAGUUGCAGAUUGGCAUUCUUGGGUGAAAUCAGUUCAGCGUGUUUUUGUUGCAUGUCUUUUAUCCAUAUUUUAUUUUUGACUUUCUCUAAAUAUCGCCAAUGUAAGCAGAAUUUACGAUUGAAAUUGACAGAUGAGAACAUUUUCCCUCCAAGAUGGAACAACACAGAGUUGAAAGUUUUACAGUCAUGUAGUACAAAUCCCUACCUGCCUACACAGUGCUUUUGAUGUCUUGGCGCUUCAGACCCUAUUACUGUAUAUAGCACUUUCUUCUGCUUUUCUUUUUCAGAAUAUCAUGACUUUAAGGUGUUAAGUUCUAAGUGUCGUAGAUCCAUUUAUUAAUCUGCUCUUAUGUUUUCAGCAUCUACAUUUUCUUUAACUAAACAUGUCAUACAGUCUAAUAAAAAAAAACCAAUAAAAUAAAAACAAUUUGAAAAAAAAAAAACCUUUAAAAUCGGUGUGCAUUGAUACAAUUGGAUUCGUUUAGGUGGCCAUAUUUGUUUUCUUCCUUUGUUGGAAAGGGUAAGCAUUUGAGAUUGUUUUUAUCUUAAUGUCUGACCCCAUCCCUUUAUUAAGAUUGUUGUUAGGAAUUCAAAUGAUUGCUUGUAAAUAAAAUAACAAUUGGAAGAAGGGUGUAUCUUAGUACAUGACCUAUGACUGACUAUAAAUGAUCCAGACCGAAUUUGGGUCAUGCUAAUCUGCUUGCAUGGAUGCACCAAUAUGUACAUUCAGUUAACCUUGUGUAGCUGUUUUAAAGCUUGUGAGAGCGAUAUACGAAUGUGUGCAUGUAGGUGAGGCAAUAUUUUUCCUGGUAUGCAUCAGCAUGAGUGAUCAGUACAAAAUUCUUUACGAGAAUGAAGAUUUUCCUAAAACAAACAAACAAAAAAGCCUUCUAAAGAACUGUUUUCAAAGCUUGGUUCACAGGAUGUAUAUAGUUGAUAUUUUGUACUGUUGCAAGAUCUGUAUGUCUGAUGUGACAUUGCUGUUUUAUUUUUUGUUUUUUUCGCAACAAAGGGCAUGCUGCAGCUACCUAGUGAUCCAGUGUUAAGACUGUCUGAUAAUAAAAAGGUUCAGUGAUGAAA
Molecule: messenger RNA, 6489 nt
Organism: Pomacea canaliculata
Lineage: Eukaryota; Metazoa; Mollusca; Gastropoda; Architaenioglossa; Ampullariidae
Product: cullin-1-like
Biological process (GO): SCF-dependent proteasomal ubiquitin-dependent protein catabolic process; protein ubiquitination
Cellular component (GO): SCF ubiquitin ligase complex
Molecular function (GO): ubiquitin protein ligase binding
Source: RefSeq, a predicted model, not a curated record